GGGCCGGCCGGCACCCCGGGUUCCGAGCGCGGUUUCCAGCGGGCGGCCGGACGUCGGCGCGCCCCGCGGCCGGUUUGCUGCCACGCCUGGGUCGCGGCGGGCGCGGAGCCGCAGCCAUGCUGUUCUGGCACACGCAGCCCGAGCACUACAACCAGCACAGCUCCGGCAGCUACCUGCGGGACUUGACUAGUGCUCUUCAAAGGGAAAACGAUGUGCUCGCCCUGCCCAUCUUCAAGCAAGAGGAGCCACAGCUGUCCCCCGAGAGUGAGGCCCGCCUGCCGCCCCUGCAGUACGUGCUGUGUGCUGCCACGUCCCCGGCCGUGAAGCUGCACGAAGAGACCCUGACCUAUCUCAACCAAGGUCAGUCUUAUGAAAUCAGGCUGCUGGAGAAUCGGAAGCUGGGAGACUUUCAAGAUCUGAACACGAAAUAUGUCAAGAGCAUUAUCCGAGUGGUUUUCCACGACCGCCGGCUGCAGUACACGGAGCACCAGCAGCUGGAAGGAUGGCGGUGGAGCAGGCCCGGGGACCGGAUCCUGGACAUCGAUAUUCCACUGUCUGUUGGUAUCUUGGACCCCAGGGCCAGCCCGACCCAGCUGAACGCUGUCGAGUUUCUGUGGGAGCCUUCGAAGAGAGCCUCUGCAUUCAUUCAGGUGCACUGUAUCAGCACAGAAUUCACCCCGAGGAAGCACGGGGGUGAGAAGGGGGUGCCUUUCCGAGUGCAGAUUGACACAUUUAAGCAGAACGACAAUGGGGAAUACACAGAGCACUUGCACUCGGCCAGCUGCCAGAUCAAGGUGUUCAAGCCAAAGGGAGCUGACCGGAAACAGAAGACUGACCGGGAAAAGAUGGAGAAGAGAACUGCCCAAGAGAAGGAGAAGUACCAGCCGUCCUACGAGACCACCAUUCUCACAGAGUGCUCCCCGUGGCCCGACAUGGCCUAUCAGGUGAACAGCGCCCCGUCUCCCAGCUACAAUGGCUCUCCAAACAGCUUUGGCCUCGGCGAAGGGAACAGCUCUCCGACCCACCCAGUGGAGACCCUGCCCUUGGGCAAUGACCACCUGCUUCCAUCGGCCUCGAUCCAGGAUGCCCAGCAGUGGCUGCACCGAAACAGAUUUUCACAGUUUUGCCGGCUCUUUGCCAGCUUCUCGGGUGCUGACUUGCUUAAGAUGUCUCGAGACGACUUGGUCCAGAUCUGUGGCCCUGCCGAUGGGAUCCGGCUCUUUAAUGCCAUCAAAGGCCGGAAUGUGAGGCCGAAGAUGACCAUUUACGUCUGUCAGGAGCUGGAGCAGAACCGAGCGCCCCUGCAGCAGAAGCGGGAUGGCGGUGGGGACAGCAGUCUGUGUGUGUACCACGCCAUCUUCUUGGAGGAGCUGACCACCUUGGAGCUGGUUGAGAAGAUUGCCAACCUGUAUAGCAUCUCCCCCCAGCACAUCCACCGAGUCUAUCGGCAGGGCCCCACCGGCAUCCACGUGGUGGUCAGCAACGAGAUGGUGCAGAAUUUCCAGGAUGAGUCUUGUUUUAUCCUCAGUACCUUGAAAGCUGAGAGCAAUGAUGGCUACCACGUCAUCCUGAAAUGUGGCCUCUGAGCGAAAGUCCAGCGUGUGAAGUACGGCCCCCACCCCACAGCCCAAUGGAUUCCCUCGGAUGUAGAAACCGCACCACUCUACGCCGCAGCCUCCCCUGGCGGGCUGUGGCUGGGAGGGACUUGGCCCAGUCCAGGAAGAUCACAGCCCACGAACCAGCAGAACCCUGCGGAUGCAGUCUCUGGUGUACGGAAAGCCAGCGGCUCCUCUCUCCCUUCCUCUUGGCCUCCAGCUUUUGAAUGUUCCUCGUUCUUUUCCCAGCCCUGCUAUCUUAAAGAGGCAAAUGGCAGGGCCAUCUUCUCUGAAACCCCUUGCUCCCUAGUUGGAGGCCAGUUCACUGAGUGUCUCGGUGCCUUCUGACCAUUCCCCUGCCUCCCGGGAAGGCUGUGCCUCCCCCCGACCUUCACCUUUUCUGGGAACCGGCUCCAUGACCAGGACUGCUGACUGGAUGUAGGUGGCUUGCCAGUGUUCUGUCUUCGUGUUGGUUCCCCUUCUCAGCGACCCUGGUGGGCAUCUGUCUUUCUGCUUCUUGGAUGGAUCGGUGGGAAGGGGACUUAUUCUGUGCCUUCUGCUGCUUUCACCUUGACUCCGUUUCUAAGGACCUGCUUUUGCAGUGCCCAGCGAUGGGCUCCUGUCUCUGCAUUGGUGAUGUAGACACCACGAUGCUUGUGUAGGACUGGCCACAUAGACCUAGGUCUGUGCCCUUGGAAGGAAGAAGGAGAGGAUAGAACAACUAUUUUUCAGGUACGUUCUCACGAGUAUGAAAGGGAUGAGAACGGAAUGAUAUUUUGCUUGAGCCCCUUUUAUGUAAUUUUACGCCCUAAGCAAUCAUGGGUAAGGAAGAUUAGGAAAUGAGUAUUCGGCUAUGUGAUCAGGUGACCUUGAUGGUCAUGAUAGCAGGCCCUGUUGGAUGGACUUAACCAGGUCCCACUUAAAGAAGACCUUGGCUGACGACUGCCAAACUUACCAAGUUUCCUAGGGUUCAUCUUUUCUGUGCGGCCCCAAUUUAAAUGUUUAUCUUUUUUCAUGCAUGGAGGGAGUGUUUAGGGCAUUUUGUCUGCAUUGGAGUGGUUGGAUCACGUUUCUUCGUGGCUUAAUUCUGGGGAACUCUGAUUAUCAGUAACCAGUAAACUCAGCAAUUAGG
Molecule: messenger RNA, 2727 nt
Organism: Prionailurus viverrinus (fishing cat)
Lineage: Eukaryota; Metazoa; Chordata; Mammalia; Carnivora; Felidae
Gene: TFCP2L1
Product: transcription factor CP2 like 1
Exons: 16
Coding region: 117-1586 (489 amino acids)
Biological process (GO): regulation of transcription by RNA polymerase II
Cellular component (GO): nucleus
Molecular function (GO): RNA polymerase II cis-regulatory region sequence-specific DNA binding; DNA-binding transcription activator activity, RNA polymerase II-specific
Source: RefSeq, a predicted model, not a curated record